Molecule: messenger RNA, 5681 nt
Organism: Artibeus jamaicensis (Jamaican fruit-eating bat)
Lineage: Eukaryota; Metazoa; Chordata; Mammalia; Chiroptera; Phyllostomidae
Gene: ZNF174
Product: zinc finger protein 174
Exons: 11
Coding region: 432-3065 (877 amino acids)
Biological process (GO): regulation of transcription by RNA polymerase II
Molecular function (GO): RNA polymerase II cis-regulatory region sequence-specific DNA binding; DNA-binding transcription factor activity, RNA polymerase II-specific
Source: RefSeq, a predicted model, not a curated record
ACAAGCCUUUUCUUUUUUUUUUUUUUUUUUUUAAGAGCGAGGAAGGGAGAGAGGUUGAGAGAAGCAUUAAUUUGUCCUACUCAUUUAUGCAUCAUUGGUUGGUUUUUGUGUGUGCCUUAACCAGAUAUCAGACCCACCACCUUGGUGUAUCGGGAGGACACUCGAACUGAGCCACCCAGCCAGGGUUCUCCCACCAACAUUUCGUGAUUUUUUUCAACGCAGAGUCGUCAUCAGUUGGCAGUUGUCUUCAGUGAACUGUGCUGUAGUUCAGUUGAAACAAAGGAGAGACAGCCUGGCAGCUGAUUGUUCAAGGAAAGGCAAGACAAGACUUAGGAAGAAGAUUCUUUUUGUUCCAGACAAGACUGGGCCUCAGUUCUCAAAGGUGGUGCUGGUGGUAUGUCCAACACAGGAGCAGACUGUUCCAGAGCAGUAUGAUGACGGUUGCAGUCCAUGUGCUGGGAAAGGAGGCAGUGCUCUUGGGAGAAACAGCAGAGACCUCAGGCUUCAAACUGAAGCCAGCAGAGGCCCAGCCAGCAGGCAGGUCCCAGGAUGAAGAAAUUUGGAGUGCAUAUCAGGAUCUACAACAGCUGAGCAGGAGUACUCAUAAAGAAACUGAGCCUGUGUGUGAGAGGGCAGUGCCUGUUCACCAGACCCAAGACUUUCCUGAGCAGACAAACACCAAAGAUUGGACAGUGGCACCUGAGCUCUUCUUGCCUGAAUCUCAGAGCUUGUUGACAUUUGAAGAAGUGGCUGUGUAUUUUUCCCAGGAAGAAUGGGAGUUACUGGAUCCCAAUCAGAAGGCUCUCUACAGUGAUGUAAUGCAGGAAAACUAUGAGACACUCAUCUUUCUAGCCAUGUUUGUACACCUCAAACCUAAAGUGAUCUUUCUAGAGCAAGGAAAAGAGUCCUGGGUUCAGGGAUCCACCGAGUUCGUGGACAGUCCUGGAGAGCUGCCUGUAGGAUUAAAGCUCAAAAAUGAUGCUGAGAAUCAUCAAUCUAUGUGCCUUCCUGAUUUAGAAAUGCAAACACCAGGAGACAUCAUUUCAAAAAUGAACAGAGUAAAAGUUCUCCAGGAAACACCAAUCAAAGAAAAUCAUGGUGAAAUGCACAGGGUGGGGAAAUGGCACCAAGAUUUUUCAGUGAAGGAAAGAGAGAAACUUUCGGCCUGGAGACAAGAGCUGCUGACACUUAUGGAUCGUCACAAGAAAGAGCGUGCAGCAGAGAAGUCUUUUAAAUGCCAGGAAUGUGGGAAAAGCUUCAGAGUUAGCUCUGACCUUAUUAAGCACCAAAGAAUUCACACUGAAGAGAAACCGUAUAAAUGCACACAGUGUGAUAAGAGGUUUAGAUGGAGUUCAGAUCUUAAUAAGCACUUCACAUCACAUCAAGGAUUAAAACCAUAUAAAUGUUCAUGGUGUGGGAAGAGCUUUGGUCAAACUUCAAAUCUCCACACACACCAAAGAACUCACACUGGAGAGAAGCCCUUUACAUGUUAUGAAUGUGGAAAAAAAUUCAGUCAGAACUCUCACCUUAUUAAACACCGGAGAACCCACUUGGGCCAGCGCGGGCUUGCACUCGGCCAGGAAGUUGAGCCAAGUGCUGGAGUUUUGCCAAGCCCGGGGCCCAAGACUGGCUCUCUCCGAGGCUGGAGCGGCUGGGCCUUCGGAUCUCCUGGAAUAAACUGCCACUGUGCCUCCCACCAUCCUGCUUGUGAGCCGGAGGCUUUUGCUAACUCCCAGCCCCCGGAGUGCGCCGCGGCCUGCCUGAGAUCCUCCUGCAGUUCGCGGCGAGAUGCCGGAGGUCUGCCUAACCAGAAUGCCGAACAGUUGGUGCAGUCCCCCAAAAUGGCAGCUAAGAUGGAGAUAACUUUGAGCUCUCAGUCCCACAUUCAGGCUUCCUCAAAGCAAGAGAGACACAUCAUAGCAAAGCUAGAAGAAAAACGGGGAGCAUCUCUGCGAAAAGACUGCCCAGAUCCUGAGGUGUCCCGCCAGAGCUUUAGACGGUUUUGUUAUCAAGAAGUGUCUGGACCCCAAGAGGCACUCUCCCGUCUCCGACAGCUCUGCUGGCAGUGGCUGCAGCCUGAGGUGCACACCAAGGAGCAGAUUUUGGAGCUACUGGUGCUGGAGCAGUUUCUGAACAUCCUGCCCCCAGAGAUCCAGGCUCGGGUCAGGCAUCGAUGUCCAAUGAACAGCAAGGAGAUGGUGACUCUGGUGGAAGAUUUUCACAGAGCAGCCAAGAGACCAAAGCAGUGGGUGGCCGUUUGCAUGCAGGGGCAGAAGGUGCUCUUGGAGAAAACUGGAUCUCAGCUUGGAGAACAGGAACUGCCAGACUUUCAAUUGCAAACUCCUAGGAGAUAUCCUAGGGAAACUUGUCUGGAGGAGCCUUCCCAGGCAGGACCUCAGGACGAGCUUAGCACCCAUCAUUGGGAAAAAUCCCCAUUCCUUCUGGAACCACCCACCAAAUUGGCUGGGACAGAAGCCCCCAGAAUGAAAAGUGAGAACAAGGAGAAUCCACAACAGGAGGGAGCUAAAGGAGCAAAACCAUGUGUAGUGUCACCAAACAGGUCCAAAGGGAAUGGUCUGCAGAGUCCUGAACCAAGAGGGGCAAAUACAAAUGAAUCCCGGUUGUCACAGAGGCAAGUCAGUCCCCCAAAUGCUCAAAAGCCAUUCACUCACUUCCAGAAAUAUUGCAGAGAACUGGAAUACAUCAGCAACCUAAAAAGCCAUCCACUGAGAGAGCUAAAGAAAAGCAAAGGAAGUAAAAGAAGCAAUCGUUUACAACGUCUUAGUCACCAGCCAACCCAUUUGGUGAAGAAACCUUACAAAUGCGAUGACUGUGGGAAAAGCUUCACAUGGAAUUCAGAGCUGAAAAGACACAAGCGAGUCCACACAGGGGAGAGACCCUACACGUGUGGAGAGUGUGGGAACUGCUUUGGGCGGCAAUCAACUCUGAAACUGCACCAGCGGAUCCACACUGGAGAGAAGCCAUACCAGUGCAGCCAGUGUGGGAAAAGCUUUCGCCAGAGCUCAAACCUCCACCAGCAUCACAGACUUCACCAUGGGGACUGAAAGCAGAGCUUUGGUCUUUCUGUUCAGAAGGAAGGUAUUUGCGUUUCUCCUUUACCUUACUUGCAUUUAUGGUAAAUCCCAGUCUGUGUGACUUAUAAGGAAAGCAAGAGGUCCCUGAGGAAUAACGGUGUACAUUUCACGGACUUCCAGAAGAAGCUGGUGGGGACGUGACUAUGCACAGAUGAGGUGAAGAAAUGGCAGGUCUGAGUACUGGUUGAAAGGGAACUGGGGUUUCUGCUGGAGAGCAGGGUGUAACUACUGAGGGAGAAUCAGGAUGAUCCUGCAGGUGCCCCCACCCCAUGUUAAAUCUUUCCUGCACUGCUUUAUUUAUCCUCAAAGGUAUAUCCUAUAUAUAGUUAUACAUUUACUGUCAUACCAGACAAUCUUUAUCAUGCAUAUGCUUCCUAAUAAAGAUGGGUGAGCCACAAGAAUGUCAAAGCAUAAGUUCAUUGGCGUAUAAAUCCCCUUCUUUCUGUAAUUCCUAGCUAUUCAUAACAAAGAAUGCAUGAAGGGAGGGUAUGGUAUGAACAUGUUUGUGCAAGGAGAGGGUUUCCAGAUAAUUAUAUACACAGUGCUUUUACUAAAUCAACACACACACACACACGUUGAGGGAUAUCUUUAUACCAAAGCACCCUUGUUUUAGCAAAAGAAGAUCUACACAGUUGCUGCCACCCUGCCCGAGCAACAGGGCAAAGCUACAAGAAGCAAGCAGUGGAUGUAGACUGCUAAGGGGAGUCAAAGGGAAUCCUUACUAGUCUCCUUUCUUACUUAAGCCAGUAGCUUUAAGAACAACAAAAUGGGGUGAUGAAAACGUUCUGAAACUGGAUUAUUUUGGUACAUUUACUAAAAAUCAUUAAAAUGAGUUAACUGUAUGAUAUGUAACUUAAGCCAAAAUGAAGUUUCUAAAAAUGACAAAAUAUAUAAAAUGUUAAAGUCCUGGAACAAGGCCUGAGAGAUCAUCUAAUCCUACUCUUCAACUGUCAAAGAGGAAAUUAAAACCCAGUCAGUAUACAAUCUUUAGUCACCCUGGGCAAGCCAGCUGAUCUUUCAGUUUAGAGAAAACUUCUGGUAGAUGGGCGCACACUACCUCAAGCAGAAAAUGGGUAGAUAGCAUUGCUCCCAAAGCAUCAAUAUUCUAAAGUCACUGCCAGUCACCUCAGGGCCGUAGCUUGUGCUCUUGUUACCCACCCCACUCCCAAGAAUAUUGUGAUUCUCCUUGCAACACAGGGUCAAGUGCACACACCUGUGUCCCUGCCUUCCAAGUCUUUGCCCUUAGUACCUGCCACUCCCCAUUCCCUGCUCUCUCUCUCCCCUCUCACAAGUUACCAGCUCUGCACAGUGUUCUCUGACAACUUGUAGGCAUACAUAAACCUACACACCGACUAGCACUCAUUCCCAAAGGGUCAUCUGCCUCCCUGACCCAGUCCAGGUUUCCUUUGGCAAAUAAGGUGAUGAGUGUCUGUGAGUGUCUAAAAACCUGGAGGAAGUCUCCUGAGUGUCCAACAACAUUUGUAAUCUCAGUUCUUCAGAUGUAGGUUCCCCAUCUCCCUCACUCAUGCUUGGUUCCAGUAGAAGGUCUCAGCACAAAACACUGGCUUGCAGUCAGCUACCCAUGUAAGAAAAUAAUCUUUCUCCUCUUGUGUGCAGCCCUCUCCCAUGGAGCAGCCUGAAAGUUUUACUAUCUUUUCUGGGUUUGCCCUAUCUUUUCUGGGUAUGUACUUACCCAUAGUGGGCUGGGAUGACUCCUAUUCAGGUACUUGGUCCUCUGUUACCUUCAGAGAGACAGGGAAUGGGGGAGCAUUCAUGCAUAGAUGAUGGAGGAGGGUGUGGACCUAGCAGAGUUCUCUGAAAAGCAUUAUCCAUCUUCAGCAGACAAGGACUUGUAAAACCUGUCCUAGGAUACCAUCGUCACUCCCAACAAAAUUAACAAUAACUCCCUAAUACCAUCCAAUAGACAGUGUUGAAAUUUCUCCCACAUUUCUAAAACAAAAGUGCUAUUUAUUAUAGCUUUAUUAAGGCAUAUUUCACAUACCAUAAAAUUCAAUAGUUUAAUAUCUAUAUUCACUGAGUGGCACAACCAUCACCACAAUCUAAUUUCAGAAUAUGUUCAAUAGCCUAAAAAGAAACCCCAUCACCAUCAGCAGUCACUCCCCAGCCCUGUGCCCCUUGAACACCCUCCUCUUCAGCACAAUAUAUUUGAGGUCCCUCCAUGUUGCAGAAAUUAUCAUUACCAUAUGCUCUUAUGGGUGAACAAUGUAUUAAUAUUGUAUGGAUGAUCAUCUUUUGUUUAUCCAUUCAUCAGUUGAUGUACGUUGGGGUUGUUAGUAACCCCAACUUUUGGUAAUCCACUUUUUGGCCAUUAUGCUGCUAUAAAAGGAGUUAGUAAAACAAAACAAAAAAGAAUAAUGCUGCUAUAAACUUUCGUGUACAGGUUCUUCUGCAAACAUGUGUUUUCAUUUUUCUCGGGUAUAUACCUAGGAGGGUUGUAUGGUAACUCAGUGUUUAACCAUUUGAGCAACUGAUAGACUGUUUUCCAUAUGGUCUGCUUCAUUUUACAUCCCCACCAGCAGUGUGUGAUUGUUCUAAUUUUUCCACAUUCUUGUCAACACUUACCUU